This is a messenger RNA of Mucor velutinosus, 1911 nucleotides long. RefSeq lists its product as uncharacterized. The record is from RefSeq and is a predicted model, not a curated record. Lineage: Eukaryota; Fungi; Mucoromycota; Mucoromycetes; Mucorales; Mucoraceae. The transcript is spliced from 2 exons. Bases 1 to 1911 code for a protein of 636 amino acids.
AUGACACAUCUAGAGCUAGACACAGCAGUGCCUUUAUACAGCACAUUGCCUCAUACCAUCUCCUCUGACGAGGAACCUCAUACAAAAUACACAACUACUACUACGCUUAAUUCCAUUCCCACUUACCCAACCGAAGAUGAUCGCAAUACAUUGGCAACAUCCCCAACCAGUAGCUGGGACUCCUCGCGAAGAUCAUCCUACUCAUCAACAUCAUCCACCUCAUACUCCUUCUCCACGAGCCACAGCUUCCGAAUAAAGCAUUGCAAAAGCUUACCACCGCCUAAUGGAGACACACAUGCUCUAUACCCCACAAAAGAAGCAGCCUACAGAAGGAUCGAAUGGCUGGAGGAACAGAUACGAUUAUCAAGACAAUCAAACGAAGCAAUUAUCAACAACAUGUCUCAAUCUAUACAGACCUUUUUGGAAGGACGUAAAGUCAAUGACCUAGAACCAGCGUCAUUCAAAGAUGCUGCUACUAGUAGUAGUGUGUUGCACACAACAACAGCACCAAGUGACACAGAUAAUAAGAAAUCAAUCGAAAAAGACCAGGGCAGUUCCCAGCAUCAUGCAAUGAGAUUGGUGCUCGACAAACUAAUAGAACUAAAACACAUUGUAAAUAAGUAUGCCGGUUCGUUGGUAUUGGAUCAGCCACCAGAGAGCGAUAUCCAAUCUCAACUCUGUUUAUCCACUCAGACAAUUGAAAAGUGGAUUGAUGGUGUAACAGAGCACAAACAAUCAACUAAACAAGAUUUGAAAAACGUGGUAAUUCCCUUACUAGUUGCAGCCGAAAAAGAAAGGCAGCGAAACACCCGAUUGAUGGAAGGCUUGUGCCGAUUAAGUGCACAAAAGAAAGCUGCUCAUCAUGAUGCCAUGGCACACACAAAGACUCGCAUUGCUGCUGUGCAAAAAGCAUUCGAGAAGCAAAAGAAGCAAUUGCGACAGCAUAUGCAGAGCAAGCUGAAUGACAGCAAAGAAGAGCAGGCGGAAAUGGAGCAAGUGGUAGACGAUAUGCGACAAGAGAUGGAAGCCAUGAUUGAAGAGCUGAAUCAGAUCAAACAGCAGAGAGAGCGGUCUGAACAGAAAUCCAAGCGAUUGCAAAAUGAUCUCAAGGCCAUGCAAACAUCUAGCAUCCAAGAUCCAGAUUUUCUCGCUCUGCAAAGCUUGUUGCGCGAAUCAGAGACUCAAGUAGAUCAAUUGGAGGCGGAUCAUCAAGAGCAGAUGGACAAGCUGGAGCAAAUCAAAUCAGAAUUUGCCAAGGAGAAGGCUCGCAUCCAUGCCACCCACGCCCAUCAGGUCAACGCACUUGUUCUGGAAAAAGAAGAGCUGCGUGCAAGACUCAUCAAAGCGGAGCAAUCUGCGUCAAUAGCCCAAUCUCGAAAAGUAGUACAAGUGGACAAUAGCGAAUUGGAAGAAGCACUACGACGCACGGUUGCUGAGCGAGAUGGCGAAUUGGCCAAAACAAGAUUUGAAUUAGAGAAAUCUCAACGCCAUCGUGAGCAGCUACAAAAGGUCAACCAGAGACAAAUGCAAUUGGAAUUGAACACCCGGCUAAACGAACUGGAAACGAGUUUAAAAUCACAAUACAGAAAAGAUGUUGACACCUAUCAAGUGCAGCUUACGAGAGAGCUACGAAACAUGUCAGGUCAAAUGGUUGAGCUUGAAACUGAACUACAAGACUUGGAACGUCAACAUGCACAGGAUGUCAACAUCAUUGACAAGCAUGAGCAAAGCCUGGCAAGAUUGGAAAAGGAAUGGAAGCUCAAAUCAACUCAGUGGCAGGUGGAUGAGAACAAGCUCAAAACAUCGCUGGCGAUAGCAGAUCAAAAGAUAACCAGUCUGGAGAAGGAGGCACUGGUUUUGUAUAGCAAGAAUCUGGAACUGGCGCAACAAUUGGGCGAAUUAGAUGCUUGA